Molecule: messenger RNA, 1390 nt
Organism: Rattus norvegicus (Norway rat)
Lineage: Eukaryota; Metazoa; Chordata; Mammalia; Rodentia; Muridae
Gene: Commd8
Product: COMM domain containing 8
Exons: 5
Coding region: 13-564 (183 amino acids)
Cellular component (GO): cytosol; protein-containing complex; nucleoplasm
Source: RefSeq, marked provisional
AGCUUCUCGGGGAUGGAGCCGGAAGAGGGGACACCGCUUUGGCGGCUGCAGAAGCUUCCUCCGGAGCAGGGCGCCGGGCUCCUUCACAAAAUCAUCGACGGCAUCUGCGGCCGAGCUUAUCCUGCCCACCAAGAUUAUCACAGUGUCUGGAAUUCAACUGAGUGGAAGCAUGUCCUAGAAGAUGUUACCACAUUUUUCAAAGCCGUAGUUGGCAAAAACUUUUCUGAGGAAGAGACACUCCAGCAAUUGAACCAACUGAAUUCAUGUCAUCAAGAAGCUGUUAUGAAAUGUUUAAAGAGUAGGAAAAAUGAGAUCAAGCAGGCCCUGUUAGGAGAAAUAGUUGAUAUUUCUUGUGCACAGCUGCAGGAUUUUGAUUGGCAGUUAAAGCUUGCCCUUUCCAGUGACAAGAUCGCCACCUUGCAGAUGCCCCUUUUAAACCUUCAUCUGGAUGUGAAGGAGGACGGAGAAGUGAAGCCAUACUCUGUUGAAAUGAGUAAAGAGGAAUUACAGAGUCUGAUCAGCUCCUUGGAGGCAGCUAAUAAGGUGGUCCUGCAGUUGAAGUAGCUGGGGAUGGUGAACAUCAACGCUGUCGGAUUCCAGUGCUGCACCAUGGCAGAGUCAAUGCUGUGAUCGGAGGGGGAUGCUCCAGCAGGCUGAGUAGGCAGCAGCACUGAGAUCACAAAGAUGAAAAUCUGUCGGAAAUCCUAAAGGACAGGCAGUUGUAUGGCUGAUGGGAAGUGCACAGGGAGAAGGAAGACAGCGCUGAAGUCGCAGCCCGUGUUCUCACAGGGAUCGCUUUGUCCCAUUUAUUAAAUAGCUGAGAAGACUUUGUAGAUAACGGAGUAUGGAAAGGUAGAGUCAGUUCUGGAGUAAUGUAACACAGCACAGGCACACUGGGCUGUUCUUAAAUGUGGAUAGCAAGACAUGUUCUCAAUGUGUAAUUGCGAUAUUUGAAAAUAGUGUUUUAGAGCAGAUCCAAGCUACAUAUGUAACCUAGGAGGUUCCAUGUCUUUCUCACGAUUCAAAGAAAAGAUUUUUAAGUUGUAAAGUUUUAGAGAAAAGUCUGUUAUCAGACAUGAACAAGAAAACAUUUAAAAUUUGCAUGCAUAAUUUGAGAAUAGUUUGAAUAGCAUAAAAUUCUAAGAAUUUUGUAAACUAAAGCAUAAACUACAAAAAAUGAGAAUAACAUUGUUACUUUUCACAUGCUCGCUUUCUUGGGAGACCAUGGUCUGAGAAAACCAUGGAGGCAGCUGUCAUGGGUGGUGUGGUUACAUACAAGGGUGCUUUGUAAGGUCUGAAUAUGGAGUUUGAGCUUUUGGAUGGUGACAGAGUAAUUGUAAUACAAACCACUUUUUACCUCAGCUAACUAAAAACAAGCAUUCUGAACAAA